AUGGAACUGGAACACAAAACAUUAUGGGCAUUAAAGAAUUUAAAUGUGGAUUGGGUAAAGUAUACAAAAGGAAGAGUAGAUCAUCUAAACAAAUUGGAUGAAUUCAGGUUUAGGGAAUAUGAAAGUUCAACCCUCUACAAGGAGAGGAUUAUGAAGUGGCAUGAUUCUAAAAUCCUUAGAAGGGAGUUCCGAGUUGGAGAUUGGGUGUUGCUAUACAAUUCUCGUUUGAGACUCUUUCCGAGAAAGAUCAAAUCAAAGUGGUCAGGCCCAUUUAGAGUGACACGAGUGUUCGCAAAUGGAGCCAUUGAAUUUGUAGGUAAAGAGGGUCCUGCCUUCAAGGUGCAGGGGAUUCUGCGAUGCAGAGACUCCUUCUGUGAUCCACCGAGUGGGUUCAACGAUCAAAAAGUUGAUCACCUUUAUGGCAUCAACACUAGGCUGAGAUACUAG
Molecule: messenger RNA, 447 nt
Organism: Solanum stenotomum
Lineage: Eukaryota; Viridiplantae; Streptophyta; Magnoliopsida; Solanales; Solanaceae
Exons: 2
Coding region: 1-447 (148 amino acids)
Source: RefSeq, a predicted model, not a curated record